Molecule: messenger RNA, 947 nt
Organism: Drosophila grimshawi
Lineage: Eukaryota; Metazoa; Arthropoda; Insecta; Diptera; Drosophilidae
Product: brachyurin
Exons: 2
Coding region: 32-904 (290 amino acids)
Biological process (GO): proteolysis
Molecular function (GO): serine-type endopeptidase activity
Source: RefSeq, a predicted model, not a curated record
GACAAACUAACUUUAGUUAGAAGUUAACAAAAUGAAGUUCGUUUGUGCAACAGUAUUGCUCCUCGUUGUCAUUAUCGGCGCCAAUGCCGUCGACUGGCAGUCCCUGAAGUCGAUGGAGAUUGAGCCCAAGAUACCGACGAUUCGUCAUCGCAAUGGACCUGGUGGCCGAAUUACCAAGGGUGAGACGGCUGGCCGCAAUCAGUUCCCCUACCAGGCGGGACUCAUGCUUUACGUUAACGGAGGAGCUGCCUGGUGCGGCGGAUCUUUGAUCAGUGAUCGCUACGUUGUCACGGCUGCUCACUGCACGGAUGCUCUGACCACCGGUGUGGAUGUCUAUCUGGGUGCCUGGGAUCGUACUGAUAAAAAGGAGGCUGGCCAACAGAUCAUUUUUGUGCAAGCGAAGAAUGUGGUUGUCCACGAGCAUUGGGACGCUGAUGCAAUUGUCAAUGACAUCUCCUUGAUCAAGCUACCCGUUCCAAUUGAAUUUAAUGAAUUCAUUCAGCCAGUCAACCUACCCCAGAAGUCCGGCAAGUACGAAACCUACGCCGAUGAGAGCGCUAUCUCUUCAGGCUGGGGCAAAACUGCCGACUCUGAGAAGGGCGCCACCGACAUUCUGCAAUGGAUUACCUCGCCCAUCAUGAAGAACUCGGGCUGCUCUAUAUGGUACGGUGGUAUUAUUAACUCUAACCAAAUUUGCAUCAAGACCACCGGGGGCAUUUCCACCUGCAACGGCGACUCUGGCGGUCCUCUGGUGCUGGCUGAUGGCAGCAACACUCUCAUUGGCGCUACUUCCUUUGGAAUCGCUCUCGGAUGCGAGAAGGGCUGGCCAGGUGUAUUCACCCGCAUCACCUCGUUUGUAGACUGGAUUGAGCAGCACUCCGGUGUGGUCAACAAUGGUCUCUAAAUGGGCGCUUGAUUGACUUAAAAUAAAUGUUUAUUGAAAGCUA